AUGCUUCUUUCUGGCAAUACCACUGUCUCGCUAUGGUCAAUCGUGGACGUUCCGGAGGAUGCGUUACUUGUAAACAACGCCGCGUCAAAUGUGACGAAGAAAAACCGAAAUGUCAGGCAUGCCAGCGUCUCGGCUUACUCUGCGGGGGCUACAGAACAAAAUGGCGCGGACCAAGUAUCUGCUCCUCGUCCGCUCGCUGAGCCCGACAAUGCCGUAUCAUUUUUUCUUGGAUAUUACGCCAAUAUCGGCCGCAAUUUAGAAUCUGCACGCGGUUUCUUUGAGAUCCUAGUUCCAGUCUUUUGCUCGCAGCCGCAGAACUCGGCGCUAUCGCUCGCCGUGUCAGCCGUGGCGUCAAGGAUACUGUCCAUAUGGCGAUACGGCCCGGAUAGCAUCCAAUCGCCACGGGGGACUUAUACACAAGCCAUCACGUCUCUUCGGAGUGCAUUACAGGAUCGCAUUGAGCGGAGCAAUCCCGCAACCUUGUUAGCAGUGUUGGCGCUACACUUAUACGAGAAUAUUGCCGCCAUAUACGGCCGUAAUUCAGCCACUCGAAUACACCUUGACGGCGCAAUGUCUUUGCUGCCAUUCUCAAAUGUGCAUCAAGUGGAUGACAUGAUUGGCGCGUAUAUCCGAAGAUACAUUCUGCAUACUGAGGUUUCAUCGGCAAUGCGUCAGAAAAGGUCAUUACGGAGCAUUGCAUACACAUGGCUUGGGAGCAAAGAGCUGAUAGGUGCGCCGGUUAAUCCAAGCUCUGCACUUGAUGCUAUAGGCGCGUCUGUCGCCGAGUUGCAAGCCAAAUAUUUGCGAGCAGUAACGCAGAACGCGAUUGUUCCUUUGGCUCUGCAUAAGCUACAGGGUUGGAUAGCCGAGGCAAAGGGCAUUGAUGAACAACUUCUGGAAUGGGUGCGAAACGUGCCGGAUUAUUGGCGACCGGUGAAACUUGUAAGUGCACAAGACAUUGACCCAUCGAUUCCCACAUAUCGAUCUGUCUGUGAGGUUUACCCUACCUGCCAAAUCGCAACCAUUUGGAACUUGUGGCGCGUCCAACGCCUCUUACUGGUCAAGAUUCGCUUCAAUUCGCUUUAUACGAUCUUGUAUGGGGGAUCGUCCGGGUCUAUCAAUGAUCAAAUAUUAGCUGAAAAUGAAGACUUUGUUGAAUGCAAACAAGUUGUUCAAGAGCUUGUAGAUUCGGUGUGCUACAGCGUACCAUUUUACCUUGGCAACCGAACAAAACCGUCAAGCAUGGUCGACUUCAACGACCCAACAAUUCUCUUUCCAAGCGACCACAUCCUGUUUCCUGAGAACAAGAAUGGCUUAAAUCAAAGAAGUCAGGAUCCGAAAAUGUCGAGGGACGAGCACAGACGCCAUAUUGUCAGCCAAGGGCUAUGGAGUAUCAUGAGCCCCCUGAGUCGCCUGAUGGCAUUCUUCUUAGAAGACGACGAUAGAGCUAUGAUGGACUUUCUCAGACCUGGGCAGUACGAGUGGAUCCGCGAGCAAUCCCUGCGUGUCAGUGUGCUGCUUCGUAUCCCAACCAUAGAUUCGGACAAUAAAAACGAGGAGCGCCUUGAAUUAAACUCAUCCUCAAUACUAGUUACUACGAACAAUGAGGUUGAGCAACUUGUGAAGAUGGUCAGAAAAGGGGCCAUAUUUAUGAGUGGACCGUAA
Messenger RNA from Talaromyces amestolkiae, 1665 nucleotides. RefSeq lists its product as uncharacterized. The coding region runs from base 1 to 1665 and encodes 554 amino acids. The transcript is spliced from 2 exons. The record is from RefSeq and is a predicted model, not a curated record. Lineage: Eukaryota; Fungi; Ascomycota; Eurotiomycetes; Eurotiales; Trichocomaceae.